Messenger RNA from Aspergillus ruber CBS 135680, 1170 nucleotides. RefSeq names its product DNA-3-methyladenine glycosylase II (gene alkA). Gene Ontology annotation, molecular function: DNA-3-methyladenine glycosylase activity; alkylated DNA binding; DNA-7-methylguanine glycosylase activity. Bases 1 to 1170 code for a protein of 389 amino acids. Gene Ontology annotation, cellular component: nucleus; protein-DNA complex. The record is from RefSeq and is a predicted model, not a curated record. Gene Ontology annotation, biological process: base-excision repair; base-excision repair, AP site formation; DNA alkylation repair. Lineage: Eukaryota; Fungi; Ascomycota; Eurotiomycetes; Eurotiales; Aspergillaceae. The transcript has 4 exons.
AUGUCCGGUCCUCCGGUUUCAACGCGUUUGAGCGCGGCCCCCAGCAGUAACCCGCCCUCAGCAAUCCAACAACCCAAGAUCAACAAAGGCCAGCAGAGAGGGGUUCGCAAGGCACAAAAGCCAACUACCAAAACAAAGAAAUCACAAAAGACCUCUGCUGGGAAAUUUCCGCCCGCAGAAGCCCUCCAAGUUGCAGAGCCAACAGCAACAGCAACACCACCAACAGCAGCAGCAGCAGCAGCAGCAACAGACCCAAACGAUAACACCUUUAACCCGUUACUACCCACUGAUAGCAUUAGCAGGAUCCAUUCCACCCCUCCUCCUCUCGACCGACCCGUCGAGCCACACAGAACGAACGCAACCCUCCUCACACCCCAUGGGUCUUCACUAGUCGCCUACUCGCCCGGGACGGAGCAAAUCUCGCCCAGCAAGGCGGGCCGGCCCCGUCCCACAACCACGACGGGCACACUCCUCGAGAAAGCCGUCGCGCACCUGAUCGCUACUGAUCCGCGUCUCAAGACAGUCGUCGAGAAGCACCCAUGUCAUCUAUUUUCGCCCGAGGGUCUGGCGGAGGAAGUCGAUCCUUUCCGAAGUUUGGUCAGUAGUAUAAUCGGACAGCAGGUUUCGGGGGCAGCGGCGAAGUCGAUUCGAGAUAAAUUCGUGGCGCUGUUUAAUUCGGAUAUAGAGGAUAUUACUCUGCGGACGAAACGGUUUCCAACGCCAGAGGAGAUCAUCCAGUAUGAUAUUGCUACGCUGCGGACGGUGGGUCUUUCGCAACGGAAAGCCGAGUAUAUCCAAGGAUUGGCGCAGAAGUUCGCUGCUGGGGAAUUGAGUGCCCGGAUGCUGUUGAAUGCUAGUGAUCAGGAGCUUGUGGAGAAGUUGACUGCGGUCCGGGGAUUGGGGUUGUGGUCGGUUGAGAUGUUUGCUUGCUUUGCUUUGAAACGGAUUGAUGUUUUUUCUACGGGUGACUUGGGUGUACAGAGAGGCUGCGCAGCAUUCACGGGCCGAGACAUCAACAAAAUCAAGGCAAAGGGCGGCAACGGUAAGUUCAAGUAUAUGCCUGAAAAGGAGAUGUUGGAGCUGGCCGCCAAUUUCUCUCCGUAUAGGAGCCUUUUUAUGUGGUAUAUGUGGCGCGUGGAAGGCGUGGAUAUUGCUGUGUUGAAUGUUUGA